Molecule: messenger RNA, 6894 nt
Organism: Pan troglodytes (chimpanzee)
Lineage: Eukaryota; Metazoa; Chordata; Mammalia; Primates; Hominidae
Gene: RBPMS
Product: RNA binding protein, mRNA processing factor
Exons: 10
Coding region: 4329-5192 (287 amino acids)
Molecular function (GO): RNA binding
Source: RefSeq, a predicted model, not a curated record
ACAUUAUUUGGGCCAGGCAUUGUGGCUCACACCUAUAAUCCCAGUACUUUGGGAGGCCGAGGUGGGAGGAUUGCUUGAGCCCAAGAGUUGGAGACCAGUCUGGGCAACAUAGGGAGACCCUGUCUUUACAAAAGCAUUAAAAAAAAAAAAUGUUAGCCAGACAUGAUGGCAUAUAUCUGAGGUCCCAGCUACUUGGGAAGUUGAGGUGGGAGGAUCACUUGAGCCCGAGAUCAAGGCUGCAGUGAGCCAUGAUCACGCCGCUGCACUCCAGCCUGGACAACAGAGACCCUGUCUCAAAAAAGAACCAAAAACAAAUUUUAAUUUGACAUUUCAAAGACUUUUUCUUUUGAACCAACCAAUCUCUUACUUAUUAACAAAGUUUGAAGUGAUCCAGUAGUUGUUUAAAUAAACUGACUCUCCCAGCAGAAAGUAACUAUUUUCUAUCCCAUUGUCUGAUGAGAUGCUCUGAGUCUUUGGUUAGAUGGAAGACUGCAGACAAGUUAGCCCUGCAUCUCAUUUACAUAAUAUUUUUUACUCUUAAGCAAGAAAUCUUCACCAGGUCCUCUUGUGAUCUGGUGCUGACACAGAACCAUGACCAUAGCGGUGCCCAUGACUUCUUUCUGUGUCCCUUGAGGAUGUUGGUGCCAAAGGCUACUUAAAUCCUCCUUGGAAGGGAACGAUUUCAUCCGUCGGGAAUUAUUGUUUUAAUUUGUGUCAUUUACCUGUUUUGCCUUCCUAUCGCAACUACCUCCAUGAAAGUAGUUAUAUUGAAAAAAGAUGCUUAUAUUAAAAUCAGAUAGGCUUUAUUAAUAAAGUGUAGCGUGUAGGCUUCUAUGACUAAUACAUAGUUUAAAGUCAGGGUAAUAGCUGGUGCAAUGAAACCAAAUAAAGUUUCUGGCUCAUUCAUAACUGUGCAAUAGUUUAAAUUUAUUCUUUGUUAUUGUUGACCACCUUGUUCUUGUUAGAACAAGGCAGGGAAUAAAUAAAUAAACAAAUAAAAAAAAUGAUUCCACAUUAUUUUCUGUUUGCCUAAAUUGCAACAUAAGGAAGCAACAAAAGAAAGAUCCUUUUCGCUUAAACAUUCUGUUGACCCAAGAAAAAUCACACAGGGUCUGGAAGCAACUUUUAUUUGGAGAACUAGACUUGAGUACGUUCAACUGAAAGCCAAUGCAAGCUUCUGCUCCUCUAAAAUGAUGUCUUUUGCCUAAGAAUAGACCCCUCUUUCAGUCUAAAAACCAGAUAAACUGUCCUACAGUGAUCCAAAUAGCCAGCGGCCUCACUCCCCCCAAACUUGACUAACAACACAGCAAUAUAAUUCUACCGUUUAAAACUUGGCUGACCCAAACGUGAACUUUCAAAGAAAAUAAGAGUCAUUACUAAAAGAGAUUCCAUUUCUUUCUGGGGCCUAAGUUAAGAUGACUUUCCAGAACUUUGAGAAAACUUACUCUUUCAAUGGCCACUUAAUUGUGUAACAAAGUAAACAUUCACAAGGGAGGCAAAAUAUAACAUUCCCUAUGUUUAGAUUUUUCAAAUAUCUUUUUUUCAGGGGUGCAUUUUCUUUGUUGGGUUGUCAUAUGUAGUUUGGAGUAAUUUACCAGGUUCUACCCAAAAGUUGUAUCAUGAUCAAGGAUCGCUUGAACCCAGGAGUUUGAGACCAGCUUGGGCACCAUGGCAAAACCCUGUCUUUACUAACAUUACAAAAAAUUAACCAGGUGUGGUGGUGAAUGCUUAUGGUCCUAGCUACUCUGAAGGCUGAGGUGCGAGGAUCUCUUGAGCCAGUGAGGCAGAGGUUGCAGUGAGCUGUGUUCAUGGCCAUAGCACUUCAGCCUGGGUGGCAGAGCGAGAUCUUGUCUUAAAGACAAAAGAAAAAGAGGGUGAAUUCUACCUACCUGGCAGGAUCAUUGGGAUAAUUGCAUGAACAUAGGAUCUGAUUCACCACCUGGUACAUAGUAGGAAUUCAUGAUAUUGUAGCUGUUCUUAUAAUUAUUAAUUUGACCUGGAACUUCCAUGUCCUGAUUCUUAGAUCUUGCAUGAUUAUACACGUGUUAUCUAAUUGAUGAAUUUCAAAUAUGAGCUAUUUCAACAAUUAAAUGGCUGAACAGUCAUUAAUUUCAGGUGGUCCUAAACCCAAGGCAGUAAAUUCUUUGAGGUGGAUAAACCUACAUUUCAUUUGUAGUUUAAAAAGAAAAAGUGAAAAAAGUAUUUAAAGUCCUGGGUCAUGGAAGGUGGAGCUUGCAGUGAGCCAAGUUUACGCCACUGCACUCCAGCCUGGGUAACAGAGCGAGACUCUGUCUCAAAAAAAAUAAAAAAUAAAUAAAUAAAUAAAAAUAAAGUCCUGGGUCGAUAAGUGACUUUAUCCUUCUUAGCUAUAAAAUGAAGGAGCUACACUAGAUAGUCUCUAAGCAACCUUCAAACUCUGAAAUUCUGUGGUUGAUAUUAGGCCCAAUACUGGGGAUCUGUGAUUUUUUAAUUGCUACAACUUCUAGGAAAUGAGGAGUAUCAAAGAUUGUUAUGGGAGAGUGGGGGUAGGGGAGUUACUAUCAUUGGUCUUUUGUGAACAAGACCAAGAACAAAAGAAAUAAGAACAAAAAAGAACAGCAAGCCGGGCACAGUGGCUCACACCUUUAAUCCCAGCACUUUGGGAGGCCGAGGCAGGUGGAUCACUUGAGGUCAGAAGUUCGAGACCAGCCUGGCCAAAAUGGAGAAAACUCGUCUCCACUCAAAAUACAAAAAUUAGCUAGGCAUGGUGGCAGGUGCCUGUAAACCCAGCUACCCAGGAGGCUGAGGCAGGACAGUCACUUGAACCAGGAUGGCGGCCACUGCUGGGAGCGGAGAUGGCACCGCUGCACUCCAGCCUGGGAGACAGAGCGAGACUCUGCCUCGAAAAAAAAAAAAAAAGCAACAAAAAGAAGUCAGUCCAGAUUUGCAGAAAUAACAGGAGUUAUUCCCAUAUAACACACACACACACACACAUUUAGUUCUCAAGUAUAGUUUUCUCUGGCAGCAAGGAUUUUAGGGAAUUCCGUUUAAUCUGCAUCUAAGGGUUCUCGUGGGACAGGGAAAGGAAGACAUCAUUGUCCUCAAGGAAUUUGUAAUCUGUGAUCAGCAGAAAGACAUAAAAUGGAAGUGUUCUAAGACAUAUUUCUGAAGGAUGAACUUCCAAAGAAGACAUCCAUCCAUCCAUCCAUCCAUCCAUCCAUCCAUCCAUCCGAUCCAAAUGCUUACAGGUUAAGCAUCCCUUAUCUGAAAAUCUGAAAUGCUCCAAAACCUGAAACUUUGAGCACUGACAUGACGCCUCACAUCUCACCCUAUGUGUCAGUCAAACACAGUCAAAACUUUGCAGUCAAAACACAGUCAAAACUUGUUUUAUGAACACAAUUACUUAAAAUAUUAUAUAAAAUUACCUUCGGGCUACACAUAUGAGGUAUAUGUGUAACGUAUGUGAAUUUCAUGUUUAGACUUGGAUCCCAUGCAAGGUAUCUCAUUAUGUAUAUGCAAAUCUUCCAAAAUCUGAAAUAAAAACAUUUCUGGUCCCAGGCAUUUAGAUAAGGGAUGCUCAACCUACACUACUUGUGGAGGUGCUAAGCUAUAACAAAUACUCUCUGGAGGCCUCUUGGGAUAUGUUACCUGUUGAUUUGGUUAAUUCUCUUUCAUAAAUCACAGAUUGUUGUAAUCUCAUGGUACCAGUAUUUUAUGAUACAUGACAUAGGUUCAAAGCCUUUUGCUACAAUUUAAGAUUCCAUUCAUAUCAGUAAUCCUUGUGGGUCAGAGGGUACUGUGUUGGUGAUAUACACAGACAACUAACUUGUGGAAGCAUAGAGAAGAGAGACAGCAGCCAAUGGGGAUGUAUGCACAAGCCUAUGUGGGGGUGGAUGGGUCAAUGGAGUGAUGAGUUAGGGAAGACUCUACAUCAAGAAUACUCUUGAAGAGUCUUCAAAGAUAAAUCAGUGACUGGAAGGAAAAGAAACAACCUUUGGUUAGAUAAUUAUUAUUUUUUAAGAGAUAGAUUCUUGGCUUUGUCAUCCAGCCUAGAGUACAGUGGUGUGAUCAUAGCUCACUGCAGCCUCCAAACUCCUGGCCUCAGGUGAUCCUCCUGAUUUGGUCUCCCAAAGUGCUGGGAUUACAGUUGUGAGCCACUGUGCCUGGCCUGGUUAGAUUAUUUAAAUUAGGACUAUAUUGAUCUGAAAUAUAAAGAAUUGGGGGAAUGUGGGUAAGUACAGGGAGACAACAAUUUUUCUGACGCUUUUUAGUCCUUAUGUGGAAUUCAGUUAUUUCCAAUAACUAGCUCCUUUUCCUUUUGAAGAAAACAAUUGUCUUUUCUCAGAGUAAUGACAUCAGCCUCCUCCUUUAAUCAGGUCUUUUUUUCACUUUCCCCCUUUUUUUCACUUUCCCCAACCUCUAAGCAUUUCCUGGUACUAGGAGACUUUUAUUGCUCAAGCUGGCCCAUUUCACUAUGGACAGUUCCAAUGGUUGCACACUCCUGGGACAUUCCUGUGACUUCAUGCUUGGUCCGGACCCUAUUUGUCAGUGGCCUUCCUCUGGAUAUCAAACCUCGGGAGCUCUACCUGCUUUUCAGACCAUUUAAGGGCUAUGAGGGUUCUCUUAUAAAGCUCACAUCUAAACAGCCUGUAGGUUUUGUCAGUUUUGACAGUCGCUCAGAAGCAGAAGCUGCAAAGAAUGCUUUGAAUGGCAUCCGCUUCGAUCCUGAAAUUCCGCAAACACUACGACUAGAGUUUGCUAAGGCAAACACGAAGAUGGCCAAGAACAAACUCGUAGGGACUCCAAACCCCAGUACUCCUCUGCCCAACACUGUACCUCAGUUCAUUGCCAGAGAGCCAUAUGAGCUCACAGUGCCUGCACUUUACCCCAGUAGCCCUGAAGUGUGGGCCCCGUACCCUCUGUACCCAGCGGAGUUAGCGCCUGCUCUACCUCCUCCUGCUUUCACCUAUCCCGCUUCACUGCAUGCCCAGGUGUCCAGCCCCCCACCUGCCAUGGGGGCUCUGUGUCCCCGCCCCGUCCUUUCCCACCUGUCUCAGGAAGGCAGCUCCAACUCUGCUCUUUGCUUAGUGAGCAAGUGGAUUCAGAUGCACCAGGCCGUGAGCCGUGGAUGCGCUGGCUCCCUCCCUCCGAGGCUACUUCUCAGGGCUGGAAGUCCCGUCAGUUCUGCUGAAUACUAUGUCCCAGGUGUGUGAUGGCGGCUGCAAUCUGUCUUGUGGGUAUUAAUGCAAUCUUCAGUGGUGGCUCCUGUUCUCUAGCUGUUCUACAAAACUGGAGCAUGCUGGCUUGAAAAAACCUUGCCCAGUUUUGAUCCCUUCAAGACUUUGUCACAGCCUCUAUCACACAUCUGUUUUUCUCGAAGAAAAAAAUAAUAAAAAUGUUUUACUCUUUUACACUGUAUAAUUGUAAGAAAUAGCGUGUUAUUUGUGAAUGCAUGGUCUGAAAUUUCUGUACAGUUUGGAGAUAUUUUCAAACGAAACGUAAGAGAAGUCAACAAUAAAACCAAGAAAAGUGAGUAUUUUUAUACCAAACAUUUUAAGUAUGCUGGGAUGGACGAUCUUACACUGGUUUGGAUCACAGUUUUUGUUCUUGACUUUUGAAUGCUUGUAAUUAAAAAUAUCUAUUUUUUUCCUCUGAAGUAAGUUGCAUGUUUGAGGCAUGUUUCCAAAUAUUAUCAAAAUAUCCUGAAUUUUAUUGUGAAUAUAUAGAAAUCUGUGCCUGGCCGGAGUCCAGGGUAAAUUAGUAGCGUGGUGUUAGAUGUUAGAAACAGAACUGUUAUUUGCAGUGUUAGGUCUAGGAUCCCAGUUCUAGUAGGACAGCCCUGCAAGACAAUCAACCAGAAGCCUCCAGGAGCUUCUACCUAUGGCUUAUUCACAACUGGGCAAGAAAACAUCAUUGGUAAGAACUGCUGAGUGUGCCCUUAGAAAGCCCUGGCAGCUCCAGCUGUGACUAUAUCAACUGUGUGCCAAGUGUGAGUUUGUGCAGUUUUAUGUUUCCACUCUCCUGUAUGUGUAGCCACUCGAUGCCUAACCUACCUUCCACAAGCCAGCCCCGCAUCCCUGCUCCCCCAGUGGAAGUGCAGAGCCCACCUCACUGGUAAGGGAAAACCUUGGCUUGGGAGGCCAGCCCUGGCCCUUGAAGGGGUUGGCUGUGCCCAACCCACCUGGCUGCAGUGGGCAGCUCACGUCUCUUAUCUAUCUCCAAAGUGAUGUUUGCAAAACACCGGCUGAACUGAGCUGGUGUUCCCAACUCUUGGCAGCACUGGGCCAAACCGACCACAUACCAUGAGCUCCCAAAUGGCGUGUGCUCACUGUGAGACGUCCUGCCACACCGCACAGGAGACGGAGGCAGUGGGCAUUUGGAACCAAUUCUAUUCAGACUUCGUCAAAGCCAAAGUCAGUCUGGUGUUGUCAGUUGACACAUCUCCAGAGUUCAUGACAGCUCAACCUCUCCCCUUGUACAGAAGCCAUUUGUAAAACCACACUGACCUAAAUUCAGCUGCCAAACACAGUCUUUCCUAUUGAUCUGCUCGGCCUAUGUUGAAAAUUUCAAUGUCAUGAUUACCUGGUUGGUUUGGGUUUUUGUUUUGUUAUUUUCCAUUAGAAAUAAAAAGAUGUCAAAAAGCUUUUAAAGGUCAACACAAAAAACCAAGGCCAGGAGUGAGGGGCUCUUUCUUACCGUAAAUAAGGGGAAAGGGCAGUUGGCUCAAGGACUUGUGACGGAUCCACUUUGGUGUUCAAGGACCUGCUUAUGCCCUCAGUGCCAAUCGGCUCUUGGUGAGAUGCCUGUACUCCUAAGGAAAAUAGCCACUUCUGCAGUCUAUUAUGCUUUUAUAACUGUUUAAAGGUACUUUUCUAUUGUCAUUUUUAAAAAAUAAAGUGCUUAUUCCAGCUGUCA